Molecule: messenger RNA, 1611 nt
Organism: Hevea brasiliensis (rubber tree)
Lineage: Eukaryota; Viridiplantae; Streptophyta; Magnoliopsida; Malpighiales; Euphorbiaceae
Product: disease resistance protein RUN1-like
Exons: 3
Coding region: 55-1611 (518 amino acids)
Biological process (GO): signal transduction; defense response
Molecular function (GO): ADP binding
Source: RefSeq, a predicted model, not a curated record
UCUCUAUACCUUGUUCAAACUCAGUUGCACAAGACCCUUCUUUCAUCCCUUCUAAUGGCUUCUACUUCUUCCACUCCUCCCAAUCAGUGGAAGAAAUGGGAUGUUUUUAUUAGUUUUAGAGGCGACGAUACGCGUUAUGGUAUUCUCUCCCAUCUCUCUAAAGCCUUGAAGGACAAACAAAUCAAGACUUUUACGGAUGAAGAGCUUCAUAAAGGAGAAGAGAUCUCACCAGAGCUCUUGAAAAUAAUUCGAGAAUCAAGCGUCUCAAUAGUCAUUUUCUCUGAAAGAUAUGCAGAUUCUUCAUGGUGUUUGGAUGAGCUUGUUGAGAUACUUAAAUGCAAGGAAGAAUCAACACAAAUAGUUCUACCGGUUUUUUACAAAGUAGAUCCAACUCACGUUCGAAGGCUUUCAGGGAAUUUUGGGAAGGCAUUUGCUAUUGCUACGCAUGGGGAAAAAGGCAGUCCACAAAAGGUGGACAACUGGAAGCGUGCUUUGAUGGAAGUAAGCAACUUAUCAGGAUGGGAUUCACAGAAUAUCAAGGAUGAGGCCGAAUUAGUAGAGAAAAUCGUCAAUGAUGUGUUGAAAAAAUUUAGUGAUAUGUCUAAAAGUGAUGAUUCUUAUGAUCCCAAAUUGAUUGGAAUUAAAUCGCGUGUGGAAAAAGUGGAAUGCUUGUUAAAAGAUAAGCAAGUUGUAGGAAUUUUGGGGAUCGGAGGCGUUGGUAAAACAACUAUUGCACUAGAAGUAUUUCGUCGAAACAAAAAUCAAUUUAAUGGUCAUUACUUUGUUGAAAAUGUCAGGGAAACAAUGAUAAAGAAAUCAUCAAAAUCAGCACGAAAAAAAAUAAUUUGUGAAUUAUUAAGGGACAAACAUAUAGAUGAUUUGAAUGAUCAUGUUUGCAAAAGGCUCAAGAGUAUGAAGGUAUUGAUUGUUUUUGAUGAUAUAGAGGAUCGAAACCAUUUAAAAGAUUUAGCAGGAGAGUGUCAUUUGUAUGGUGAGGGAAGUAGAAUCAUCAUAACUAGUAGAAAUUCACUUGGUUUAUCAAAAGAAGGCAUAUAUGAGGUUGAGGAGUUAAUUGAUUCUCAAGCUCUGGAACUCUUUAGCUUACAUGCCUUCGAGCAAAAUCGUCCCAAGGAAGAAUAUAAGGAGCUAUCAAAGAAGGCGACAAUCUAUGUUGGAGGCCAUCCACUAGCUCUUAAAGUUUUGGGAUCUCAUUUAUUUCGUAGGACGAUAGAAGAAUGGGAAAGCGAAUUGGAAAAAUUGAAAGGCAAAUCUCUUAAAAAAAUUGAAGAUGUUUUGAAAAGAAGUUAUGAUGGGCUAGAAAAGAAUGAACAAGAAAUAUUUCUUGAUAUUGCAUGUUUCUUCAAAGGGGAAGAUAAAGAUCAUGUCAAGAGACAAUUAAAAGCAUUUGGUUUCUAUCCAGAAAGUGGAAUACCUCGUCUAAUUGAGAAGUAUCUGAUAACUAUUUCAAACAAUAGGGUAGAUAUGCAUGACUUGCUAGAGCAAAUGGGCAAGGAUAUUGUUAAUGAGGAAUGCAAACAGCCUGGCGGACGCAGCAGGUUGUGGAAUUAUGAAGAUAUUGAUCAUGUAUUGACAACAGAGACGAUCUCGUGA